Gilbertella persicaria is the source of this 2130-nucleotide messenger RNA. Its product is annotated as glycogen synthase. Gene Ontology annotation, molecular function: alpha-1,4-glucan glucosyltransferase (UDP-glucose donor) activity. The record is from RefSeq and is a predicted model, not a curated record. The transcript has 5 exons. Gene Ontology annotation, cellular component: cytoplasm. NCBI's taxonomy places the organism in Eukaryota, Fungi, Mucoromycota, Mucoromycetes, Mucorales, Choanephoraceae. Gene Ontology annotation, biological process: glycogen biosynthetic process. Bases 1 to 2130 code for a protein of 709 amino acids.
AUGUCUGUGCAGAAAGAUGUCUAUAAUCCAAUCUUGUUUGAAUGUGCUUGGGAAGUAGCCAAUAAAGUGGGUGGUAUUUAUACUGUCAUCAAGACAAAAGUGCCUGUUACUGUGCGUGAAUUUGGCGACCGUUAUUGCUUAAUUGGCCCACUUUCUUACAAGACAGCUCCGAUGGAAGUAGAAGCUCUCGAGCCACCUGCUGGUAUAAUCCGGGAAACAUUGGAAGCAAUGUCAAAUCAAGGUGUGCGCUAUCUAUUCGGUCGAUGGUUAGUAGAAGGCUCUCCUUAUGUCUUGUUGUUUGAUACAGGCAGUAUGGGUCACAAACUGGAUGAAUGGAAAGGUGACCUUUGGCGUUCUGCUGGCAUUCCUAGUCCCCCUAAUGACCAAGAGACAAACGAGGCUAUCUUGUUUGGCUACAUUGUCGCUUGGUUUCUUGAACAAGUAGCCCAAAAGUACAAGGAUCAAUCCAACCAAGCUAACCCUAGUCCUGCCAUCAUUGGUCAUUUCCAUGAAUGGCAAGCCGGUGUUCCUAUCCCUUUGAUCAAGCAGAGAAAGAUAGAUGUGGCCACAAUCUUUACAACACAUGCUACUUUGCUAGGUCGUUAUCUCUGCGCUGGUUCAGUUGACUUUUAUAACAAUUUGCGUGAUUUCGAUGUGGAUCAAGAAGCUGGGAAGCGUGGUAUUUAUCAUCGCUAUUGUAUUGAGCGCGGUGCAGCUCACUGUUCGGAUGUGUUUACGACAGUGAGUCAUAUCACGGCUUAUGAAAGUGAACACUUGUUGAAGCGUAAACCAGACGGUGUCCUGCCGAAUGGUCUUAAUGUCGUUAAAUUUCAAGCGGUUCAUGAAUUUCAAAACAAGCAUGCACUUAACAAGGAAAAGAUCAAUGAUUUCGUUCGAGGACACUUUUAUGGUCAUUAUGACUUUGAUUUAAACAACACUGUCUAUUUUUUUACUGCUGGUCGAUAUGAAUUCCGUAAUAAGGGUGUGGACAUGUUCGUUGAAUCACUUGGACGUUUGAAUGAUCGUUUAAGGGCUGCCAAGUCCAACACGACUGUCGUUGCUUUUAUUGUCAUGCCUGCUGCUACUCAUUCUUUCAAUGUGGAAGCUCUUAAGGGACAAGCUGUUACGAAGCAAUUGAGAGAAACAGUCAAUGAAAUUCAAAGUCGUAUUGGUAAACGUAUCUACGAAAGUGCUUUAAGGGGAGAAGAAGUGGACCCUGCAGAAUUCUUACAUGAUGAAGACAAAGUGUUGUUGAAGCGUCGUGUGUUUGCACUCAAGAACCAUAGUUUGCCUCCUAUUGUGACUCAUAACAUGGUAGACGAUGGUAUGGAUCCCAUUAUCAAUCAACUCAGAAGACUUCAGUUAUACAACAAGGGCGACGAUCGAGUCAAGGUUAUUUUCCAUCCUGAGUUCUUGAAUGCCAAUAAUCCUUUAUUGGGUCUUGAUUAUGAAGACUUUGUACGUGGCUGUCACUUGGGUGUUUUUCCUUCUUACUAUGAACCCUGGGGCUACACACCUGCUGAAUGUACUGUGAUGGGUGUACCUUCUAUCACAACUAAUUUGUCUGGUUUUGGGUGCUUUAUGGAUGAAAACAUUGAAAACUGUGAAGACUAUGGUAUCUAUAUUGUUGAUCGACGACUUAAAUCUGUGGAAGAGUCUAUUCAACAACUCUGCGAACAAAUGUUUCGGUUCUGCCAAAAGACGCGUCGUCAACGUAUCAAUCAACGUAACCGUACAGAACGUCUAUCGGAUCUCUUAGACUGGAAGCGUAUGGGUCUCGAAUACAUCAAGGCACGUCAAUUGGCUUUACGUCGUGUCUAUCCAGACUCAUUUGUGGACGACGAUGAUCAAUUUGAUAUGGAUACGACUGUCAAGAAGAUCCCCAAGCCAUUAUCUGCACCUGCCAGUCCUCGUAUUCGUAGCUUAGUCAAUGGAUACUUCAAUGAUGAUGAUGAGGAAGAAGAAGAAGAACAACAACAAGAAUUGUUGAUACCCUUACCCAAAAAGGAAUUCCCUGCACUUCAUAAAAAAGGAGACGGUGCUUCAAGAGAAGAAGAAUUAUUAAGAGAAGGUGAUAUUAUGACAUUGAACAAGCUUACUUUGGAAGAAAAACAACAAAGACAUCACUAA